Messenger RNA from Nothobranchius furzeri (turquoise killifish), 3039 nucleotides. RefSeq names its product transient receptor potential cation channel, subfamily C, member 1 (gene trpc1). Gene Ontology annotation, cellular component: plasma membrane; cation channel complex. Gene Ontology annotation, biological process: regulation of cytosolic calcium ion concentration; calcium ion transmembrane transport. Gene Ontology annotation, molecular function: store-operated calcium channel activity; inositol 1,4,5 trisphosphate binding; protein binding. The record is from RefSeq and is a predicted model, not a curated record. NCBI's taxonomy places the organism in Eukaryota, Metazoa, Chordata, Actinopteri, Cyprinodontiformes, Nothobranchiidae.
GUGGGCACAUGCGCAGUAGCAUCCUUGGCCAUCAGCAUCAGGACCACUAAACGUCUACGGAGAGAAGAUGGUGCAUGUAAACACGGCGAAGGAAGUGACAGCGUCACCCUAUCGGACCGUGGCCGCGGUUGUCGUCGACUAACGCGUUGUUUGAAGUCGAAAAAACGAGCAUUAAAAUAUUUUUUUUUUGCUAGAAAAACAGCGUGCGGGGACAUGCGACGGUGUUAGCAAGGCUUAUCGAUUUAGCCUCAAUGACGACGGUUGGAAAGCUCCGCGGCGCUCCGUCAGGCUUCAGAAGGAUUCCUCCGCUGUCAGCUCACAUGACGGGCUUUUUUGUGUGAUGGUCGCCGCUUUCUAGUGGGAUGCACAUCAGUGCUUGGCCGUACUCGCUCUCCGUCGUCAUGGCAGCUCUGUACCAGGGUACGGACGCCUCCUCUCCGGACAAAUUCCUGGCCCUGAAAGACGUGAGGGAAGUUAAGGAGGAAACGACGCUGGAUGAGAAGCUCUUCCUCCUGGCAUGCGAGAAGGGUGACUACUACAUGGUGAAGAAGCUGCUUGAGGAGAACCGACAUGGCGAGCUCAACGUCAACUGCGUGGAUGUUCUGGGAAGAGAUGCGGUGACCAUCGCCAUCGAGAACGAGAAUCUAGACAUCCUGCAGCUUCUUCUUGAGUAUGGUUGCCAGACAACAGAUGCCUUGUUGGUAGCCAUAGACUCAGAGGUGGUGGGAGCUGUGGACAUCCUUCUCAACCACAGACCGAGGCGAUCCUCAAAGCCGUCUAUCGCAAAACUAAUGCAGCGGAUUCAGAACCCAGAGUAUUCCACCACCAUGGACGUGGCUCCAGUCAUCCUGGCAGCACACAGGAACAACUACGAGAUCCUGACGAUGCUGCUGAAGCAGGACAUCUCGCUUCCCCGGCCACAUGCAGUUGGCUGUGAAUGCAUGCUAUGCAAUGCUAAAAACAAGAAGGACAGCUUAAGACACUCCAGGUUCCGCCUGGACAUCUACCGCUGUUUGUCGAGUCCUUCCCUCAUCAUGCUGACCGAGGAGGAUCCUAUUCUCAGAGCGUUUGAGCUCAGUGCAGACCUAAAGGAGCUCAGCCUGGUGGAGGUGGAGUUCAGGAACGACUAUGACGAGCUGGCCAAGCAGUGCAAGAUGUUUGCCAAGGAUCUGCUGGCUCAGGCUCGGAACUCCCGGGAGCUGGAGGUGAUCCUUAAUCACACCUCUAGCGAGGAUCAUGUUGAUAAGAGAGGCCUGCUGGAGGAGCGCAUGAACCUUAGCCGGCUUAAACUGGCCAUCAAGUACAACCAGAAAGAGUUUGUGGCCCAGUCCAACUGUCAGCAGUUCCUCAACACCGUCUGGUUUGGAGAAAUGGCCAGCUACCGGCGCAAACACACCUGCCUGAAGAUGGGCACGGUUUCCAGCGUGGCGCUGCUCUGGCCGCUGCUCUCCGUCUGCUACCUUCUGGUGCCGCGCUCUCGAGUCGGCCAGAUCAUCCACACACCGUUCGUCAAGUUCAUCAUCCACAGCGCCUCCUACAUGACCUUCCUGCUGCUGCUCAACCUUUACUGUUUGGUGUACAACGAGCAAAAAAAAAACCUGAUGGGCCCGGCGCUGGAGAUGAUCGACUACCUCCUGAUCCUCUGGAUCCUAGGAAUGGUGUGGUCCGACGUGAAGCGUCUGUGGUACGAAGGGCUGGAGGACUUCCUGGAAGAGUCGAGGAACCAGCUGAGCUUUGUGAUGAACUCGCUUUACCUGGCCACCUUCGCUCUCAAAAUAGUCGCUCACAGCAAGUUCUGUGAGAAGGUACUAGAGAGGAAGAACUGGGACGCCUUCCAUCCCAUCCUGGUGGCUGAAGGACUCUUUGCUUUUGCUAAUGUUCUGAGUUACCUGCGACUGUUCUUCAUGUACACCACCAGCUCCAUUCUGGGGCCGCUACAGAUCUCCAUGGGUCAGAUGCUGCAGGAGUUUGGGAAAUUCCUGGGCCUCUUCCUGCUGGUGCUGUUCUCCUUCACUAUCGGGCUCACCCAGCUCUACGGGAAAGACCUCAAAGACCCGAACACAAACACAACAAACAAGGACUGCGAGGGCAUCUUCUGUCAGCAGCAGAGCAACGAUGCGUUCCACACGUUUAUGGGGACCUGCUACGCUCUAUUCUGGUACAUCUUCUCCUUGGCUCACGUUGCGCUCUUCGUCACCCGGAUCAGCUACACAGAGGAGCUGCGCUCCUUUGUCGGAGCCUUGAUCAUCGGCACAUACAACAUUGUGGUGGUUAUUGUGCUGACCAAGCUGCUGGUGGCCAUGCUGCAUAAAAGCUUCAGACAAAUCGCUAACCACGAGGAUAAAGAGUGGAAGUUUGCCCGAGCCAAACUGUGGCUCAGCUACUUCGACGACAAAUGUACUCUGCCUCCACCUUUUAACAUCCUCCCUUCGCCCAAAACCAUCUGUUACCUGGUGACCAGUUUGAGGAAGUGGAUCUGUUCACACACAUCUAAAGGCAAAGUGAAGAGGCAAAACAGCCUCAAGGAGUGGAGGAACCUGAAGCAGAAGCGUGACGAGAACUACCAGAAGAUCAUGUGCUGCCUGGUUCACCGUUACCUGACCUCCACGAGGCAGAAGAUGCAGAGCAUGGACCAGGCCACCGUGGAGAAUCUCAACGACCUGCGCCAAGACCUGUCCAAGUUUCGCAACGAGAUGAGGGACCUACUGGGCUUCCGUACAUCCAAAUACGCCAUGUUCUACCCGAGGAGCUAAGAAAAAAAACUCUGCUUCUUGUUUGUCUGGGAUGCUGUUCAGCACGAAGCAUGUGCAAAAAAUAAUAAUCAUAAUCCUCAAAGACAGACCUUCCCAAGCCCCCAGACUCAGGCCUGCUCUCUGUUAUUCAGCUAUUUAACCCUGUUUUUGUAAAUAUAAAAAGCCGUUCUUUUCAACAGGAUAAAGAAUAAAACGUUUAUGGCAAAUUUAGGCUUUUGGGGGGAAUUUAAGUUAAUAAAAACUGAGAAUUUUUCCUCUGAGAUUAAUAAAGUAUCUUUGAAUUGAA